UUAUGGAUUAAUUAACAGGAUAAUACUGGAGUACUAGCUCUAGCUGCUGCUAGUAGUAAUCAGCUGCUCAUAAAAAGCAAUCGUUGGAGAAGCAAAAGCGCACGGCACGAGGGACGCCCAAUCCUCCGUGUCCGUUGGCUCAACUCGACCAAACAACCGCCUUUUUUUUUAGUCUCCACUCUCUCCACUUCCCCCCCUCCAUUGCCGCCCCGUUUCUCUCUCUGAUCGGCAAAAAAGUGGAUGCUCCGGCUGCUCGACCGCCAUGGUGAGGUCUCUCGACAGCUACCCCUCCAUCAAAGAUGUCACCUACAGCUGCGGAUACUGCGGGUACGCGCUGAACCUGAGCUCGUCGACGCGGAACACGGCGAACAUCGGGUCCAAGUACGGGAAGCAGAUCAAGAAGGGGGUCGUCUCCUUCUUCGCGGUGGACGAGAGCCGGUUCACGCAGGCCGACGAGGUCACCUGCGUGCCCUACUUCCACUCGCGGCGCUCCUGGGGGCUCUUCCGGCGGAGGUCGCGGCUGCUGUGCCGGAAGUGCGGCGGCCGCAUCGGCAGCGCCUACGAGGAGGACGAACCCGCCGCCGCGGCGCUGCCCGCGUGCGACGGCCCGGACGACCUGCGCACCACGAGCUCCGGGAGCAGCGGCAGCGCGUCGAGCCAGAAGAACUACGUGAUCAAGAUCAACGCGCUGCAGCCCUCGUCGGACGAUUCUGAUGCUGUUGCCUUUACCCUAUGACGAUUCUGCUGUAGCCUGUCAUCUCUUCCGGCCCGGUUGAAUUUGCUGCUGCAGUCUUGGAAUUCGCAUUGGGAGUGCAAAAAGGGUGAUAUUGCAGUCAAGGAAGGGAUCGCCAUGGCAGUGAGCUUUUGGAAGGGUUUGAUACCAUCAUGAUCUUGAGUCACCUUUGCUGUCUGUAGUAGACUAGUAGUGCUUUUCUUUUCUUCUGUGAAUUGGUGGGAGUAUACACUGGUUGUUAAUUUUUGGAUCUGUUAAUAUUGGAAAAUGACAAAGUUUGCUGUAUGUGGCUUGGCCCUAUUGAGUUUGUACCAUCUCAUGAGGUUCAUAGGGGUUGCAAUUUUGAGUCAUCUUGCUUUACUGGUAUGUCUUAAGUUUCUCUACACGGAUUCUUCAUUAGUCUUCUAAGAAAGCAUGGGUUGUUGCAUUGUGUCAGUUACUGAAUAUAAAUUCUCUGUUAAACUUUAAAUUAUAGUCUUUUGGUUUUCCAGAAA
This is a messenger RNA of Oryza sativa Japonica Group (Japanese rice), 1227 nucleotides long. RefSeq lists its product as uncharacterized. Lineage: Eukaryota; Viridiplantae; Streptophyta; Magnoliopsida; Poales; Poaceae. The record is from RefSeq and is a predicted model, not a curated record.